CCCCGUAAUUGAACGUUCAUGUCAUAAACAAUUUACUGCAACUUGGGCGAGCUGUGUGUUCGCUUUCCUAUUUCGAGUUAAAUCGGAGAACGAUCGGUAUAUUAUCGGUAGCAAAUUCAACCAAUCACGGUAAUCGGAUUAAAAUCGAAAAAUCUUGAUCUUGAUAGCCCGACGACAAUCGAACAAUAAAGUCUCAUCUUUUGAUCUCAGCAUCAUUGAGGCCAUCAUUUCCUGUCACUUUCAGUACCGAUUUUCUGUAGUAUAUUUUAUAAAUGAUGGAUACAGCCCAAUACGUUGACGAACUUGAAACGGAAAAGGGAAGUUUAGAUCCUGAUUAUCAUCCUCACGCCAUUCGUCUUUUAUCUGAAGAAAUCAAAAGAAUAGAGUCUCUCACGGAUGGUGAUAAAACAUUGAAAGAAGAAAUGGAUAGCUUUAACAACAAUACGGCUGAUACGAAGUCAGAAGUACGAGAACGCAAGCCGAACUACAUGCGGCAGUAUCAACCAGAAAUUGAACCUAGUACUAAACUAUUUGAGAAAGUUAUGAUUCCUAUAAAGAAAUAUCCCAAGUUUAAUUUUGUUGGUCGACUACUGGGACCAAAAGGACUCACUUUCAAGCGCCUUCAAAGCAUGACCGGUUGUAAAAUGUCAAUUCUUGGCCAAGGUUCCAUGAGAGAUAAAGAAAAGGAACAAGAACUUCUCGAUUCAAAUGAUCCUAAGUAUGACCACCUGAAGGAAGAACUACAUGUUCUUAUAGAAGUGGAUGCCCCAAAAGCUGAAGCUCAUGGCCGUCUUGCUGCUGGCAUUGCAGAAGUACAAAAGUUUCUUGUACCAGAUCCAAAUGAUCCCAUUCGUCAGGAACAAAUGAGGGAGCUCGCUUAUUUGAAUGGGAUUGAACAAGGUUCCACUACAGUUGCAGCACCUCACGUCACCACCGUCAUUGCCAAUCCAAUUAUAAGAGGAAGAGGCAGGAGCCGUGGUGUUACUGUUCGAGGGGCACAUGUUGUAAGACCACGAACCAUUCCUAGGGCUGCAGUUGUUACAACACAACGACAUGCAACCACUGCCCCAGAAACAUACACAUAUGAAACACAUGAAGCUGGUUAUGAAUUCGAGCAAGCUUAUCCAGAAGGGGAAGUUGUUUAUUAUACCGCAGCAGAGUCUACUUUUACACCUGGUACUGGCGCAAUUCGAUUAAAAGCACCUGUACGCUCAAUAAAAAGAGAUGCAAGAGAAGCAACCUAUCCAUACUAAGAUGUGUGAGACUGGAGUAUUAAAGCGUUUGUUUUGCCAUGGUAAGCUGAAUCUUCAUGGAUGAAACUUGAAAUAAACUUAAAGUGUAGUUUUUGUAUGAGUAUUUUUAUACCAAAUCUCUAAUGUAAAGAGGCGUUCAUUUACGCUGUUUUCAUGUGUUAAUGUACGAAUCAUAAUUUUGUGUAAACUUUUUUAUAAAUUUUGUAAACUUUGGUUAAUGGAAUUUUUUUAAAAAAAGGAACAUAAAGAUCAAAAGAAAUUUUCUUUGUAAUUAGUUGUAUCCUACUGUGGUUUAACUCUUUAACUCAUUGCCUCUUAACUGCUUUACUUAUAACAAGUAUUCCAUAGUGUGUAAAAUCAUUUAAGCUUAUUUCACCAUAGAAUGUUAAAUAGUGAAUAUAAAAGUCGUAUAUGGAGUGGUAACUACUACUUUUCACAUUGGUAAGUCGUAAAUCAAUAACAUUCUGAAAUGUUUAUUAAAAAAUAAUCAUCGUCGAUCAGUGGUGGAUUCAGCGUACUUCACGAGUCGAAAAGUUAAAUUCACGAUACCUAAACAUGAAAUUCCAUUGGACAUAAAUGUCUAAAGAAUAUUAAAGCUAAAAUCUUACCAAUUAUAUUGUCUCUGAGGUAUUUUGAAUUUUAAAUAUGUCAUUUUUGACCGACGCUAGGUCUGCUGCUAUCGCCAAUUAUUUGAAAUGUAAUUGAAAAAGCUGAAAACAACACGUAAUUUCAAAAAUCGGCAGGUACAACACAAGCCAUAUUUUGUAUUUAACUAAUUGCAACAUCGGUUGCUUAGCAACGCUACUAUAAAAACUUGGUGGUCCUCCAUUGUUUGGUUGCAAUAAAGUGACAUGCUUUAUAAAAUAUUAUUUCAUGAAGAAAUGUUGCAAAUUUCGUAACAAAUGAAAAUUCCAAAAGGUUUACCGGACGAUGUAGUUUUACGAACUUGGAUGGCACACGGCAAGGGAAAUGAUUCGAUCAAUUCCGAUACGAAUUCCGCCGGUAAUUUCGUUUCACCCAUUCUAAAAGGCAAUAAUACUGCUGGUGAAGUGCAUCCUCGUAUCGUUACACUAAGCUUAAGACCAUUUAGGACGACCAACGUUUCAGUUAAUUCUUUCUCGCACCGCAUUCUGCCAGGAGGAAUAGUGCAAAGCAGAAACUGGUGCUUAAACCACUGUCUUUAGAACAAAAGAAUUGUUCCUCCAACAUUGAUAUGAGUCUGAGUAACAAUGCUUCAGAUUUGCACAAUCUUUCUUCUCGUGGUUGUGAAAAAGCUUUUCAUGGGAAAAGUCUCAUAGAUACAUGGACCGCUUCAACCAGAGGCGAAAAGCAUAAAGUUAGAAGGCAAUCGGCUGCAAGUUCACAUUUGAUACCAAUAAAUGUUCCUGCAUAUGAUUUCAAUUCUCGAUAUCCAAAGACAAGCACCUUACCGGAUAACUUAUACACAAUACAAAACAUUUCUCUUCAAUCUCCUCCAAGAACAAAUCACAAAUCUGGUCAAAAGACAACUUUAGGCAACACUUGUAAUAGUGGUUUCUUUAAUGUGUUUAAUGGACAAUCGGGGCUUGUGGCCACUGGAAUUCGUGCAUCUAAUAUUGAAACAAAACAACUUACAAAACCCAAAUUGGAGAUAGUCAAGAGUAAUUGCUAUGAAAAAGGUCACAAAUAUCAAGAUCCAAUACUAGCCUGUAAUCCUGGAUUUCAGGCAAGAAUUUCAGAGAUUAUUCAAAAUGAGCUUGAUACAAUUAAAUGGGAAAAAGGGAAGAAAGGGAAGAAAAAAAGUGCAUUAUGAAUAUGUCAUUCGCGAAAAUAUUUAGUACAUAAUUUACCACAUUUCCUUAUGGAAAAAGUUUCCUCGCUGUAUAAAAUAAAAUCAUCCAUUUUCUACAGUCA
This is a messenger RNA of Xenia sp. Carnegie-2017, 3146 nucleotides long. RefSeq names its product KH domain-containing, RNA-binding, signal transduction-associated protein 2-like. The record is from RefSeq and is a predicted model, not a curated record. Gene Ontology annotation, molecular function: mRNA binding. Gene Ontology annotation, cellular component: nucleus. Bases 273 to 1253 code for a protein of 326 amino acids. Lineage: Eukaryota; Metazoa; Cnidaria; Anthozoa; Malacalcyonacea; Xeniidae. The transcript is spliced from 13 exons. Gene Ontology annotation, biological process: regulation of alternative mRNA splicing, via spliceosome.